Messenger RNA from Cajanus cajan (pigeon pea), 822 nucleotides. Its product is annotated as HNH endonuclease domain-containing protein. Gene Ontology annotation, molecular function: nucleic acid binding; endonuclease activity; zinc ion binding. Lineage: Eukaryota; Viridiplantae; Streptophyta; Magnoliopsida; Fabales; Fabaceae. The record is from RefSeq and is a predicted model, not a curated record.
ACCAUUUUUCCUUAUUUUUUGCGCAGUUUUUCUUCUGUUGUGUGUGAAGUGUGAAGAGAGGGGCGAUGAGUUCCUCUCCACAGCGUUCUCGCGGCGAUGGCGACAACAGACCUAGAUUCUUCGACUCUAAGACCAAGGCCAUCUGUUGGGCCAAGGCCGAUACUGUCUCCGGCCGCCACCCUGAGCGGUGGCGCAAAGACGCUGCCGGCAACAUUGUCUGCAAACGUUUCUUCAACUGCAUCGGUUGCCUCUGCUACGAGUACGAUCACAUCAUUCCCUUUUCCAAAGGUGGUGAGUCCACAGCGGAUAAUUGUCAAAUACUUCAAUCUAGGGUUAACAGAUUCAAAUCGGACAAAUAUCACGUUGAUUCCGAUCAAUUGAAAGACUACUCUUGUGAGGUUAAUUUUACUGAUAAGGAGCUUGAUAUAAUUGAGAUGGCUGUUUAUGGAGAUGUGUUGCGGCCAGGAAACCAAUGUCGUUGCAGAACUGUGGCUGAAAAACUUGGCAAAUUCAAAUCAAAAGAUGACACAGAUGCAUGUAAGUUGCCAUAGAAGGAUGAAUCUUUGUAGCAAGCAACUUUGCAACACACAUGCAUUCAUAGAAGGAUGAAUCUUUGUAGCAAGCAACUUUGCAACACACAUGCAUUGAGAAAAGGAGCUCCUACCACUCCCUUAUUUUUAGACAAGAUAGCAAUUCACUUUCUAUAAUUUGAUCUUGUGUGAGGAUUCACAUCUAAGUGGGUUGUUAAACACAUUCGAGGGUUCUAACUUCUUUAAAGUUAACUCUAAAGUAAGAAGAAAAAUAAAAGAUUCAUAUUUUCAA